Molecule: messenger RNA, 2253 nt
Organism: Didymodactylos carnosus
Lineage: Eukaryota; Metazoa; Rotifera; Eurotatoria; Philodinida; Philodinidae
Source: the annotation of a GenBank genome assembly
AUGUCGGCUGACUAUGCACUAUUCAUUAUUACAGUACCGAAUGAUCUAGUAGAGGAAACUACCGUAGCAUUGGUGAAUGCCGUGAAAGAUUUAAAGAAUACAAUCGAAGUUCAACAGUCCUCCUCUUUUCAAGCUCUACCGGCUCUUAUUGGCGCUGAUGGCUUAUUAUCAUCUUCACACGAUGUAGUCAAUAUUGUGUUCGACGAAACAAAUGACGAUGUUAGUAAUGAUCUUCCCACUCGUGUAGCCGGUCGUGAACGUUCUCUAUGUAGUAGUUUAAAAUCAUACCUAGAAAAUAUGGCGGGCAUUGAACCUAUAUGGAUGAUUUCGGAUGAUAAAAAAACGUAUCAGAUAACAUUUUUUGCCGAAUUUGGUAUUGUUAGUGAUCAUUUACUACAAGAAUUACGACGUAUUGGUAUUGGUGUCAGAAGUGGAACAAGGAUCUUUAUUUUACCCAUAAGUUGUGUAGUGGGUGUAGAAUCUCAAUUGAAUACGGAGGAAAAGGCGGAUGAUAAUUUAGUGCAAAAUGGUGGUGAUUCAAAUGACAUGUCUCAAGAGACGUUAACUCUACGAAAAAAAUUAAAAAAUAAAAUUAAUGAGUCAGAUUUUAAAAAAAGUGUUCGUGCACGAUUGAUGGUUCAUCAGGUUGUUGCAGCGAUACGUGUAUCAACAGCUCUUACGUUCGACUUUGUUAUUCUUCUUAUAUUAGCUAGUAUGUUAGCAGCUUUCGGCCUUUUAGAAAACAGUACAGUCAUUAUUGUUGCAAGUAUGCUCGUUUCACCGUUAAUGAAUCCUAUUCUUGGCGUGGUAUUUGGUUUAUCGGUACGUGAACAUAGCUUAUGGAAAUGUGGUUUAAGAAAUGAAGUUAUUGGACUACUAAUAUGUUUAUCAUGUGGAUUUUUAUUGGGUUUAUUUACAACAUUUUUUGAAACAAAUUGGGGUAGUUCAACAUCUUUUCCAACCAUGGAGAUGCGAUCAAGAGGAGAUAUUACACGACUUUGGAUUGGCGUUUUGAUAGCGCUUCCGUCUGGAGCUGGUGUUGCAUUAUCAGUGCUUGGUGGUAAUACUGGAUCUCUUGUGGGAGUUGCAAUUUCAGCCUCGCUACUACCACCAGCAGUCAACUGUGGAUUAUUAUUUGCAUAUGCACUGUUAGGAACAUCAUUUUCGUCAGUUGCAGCAUAUUCUAGCGAUAUCAACGAUAAUCAAUUUCAAUUUAAAAAUAUUUUAAAAAAGCAUAGUUUAGUGAAAAACUGUACAAAAUAUGUAAAUAACGAGUAUCUUCCAUUGUAUAGUUGUAAUCUUGCCACAGAAGCAUCGAUACUUGGUGUCUGUAGUCUACUACUAACAUUUGUCAAUAUUCUAUGUAUUAUCAUUAUGGCAUUAAUUAUAUUGCGAAUAAAAGAAGUUGUACCAUUAAAUCAAACCAAUGACGAUAUAACACAAUUUUUUCAUCAUGAUGUUCGUGUUGCUAGAGAUUAUAAUAAAACUAUUCAUCAACAACAUGAUGGUGUUAGUGGUGAUUCGAAAUUAGCACAAGCAAUUGUUAAUCGAUGGAAAACAUUUACAUCAUCAUCAUCAACAACUCAACAACAAAAUGAUAUGACGAAACAUAACAAUGAUUCAAUGAAUAGUGACGAUCUAAUUUCAAAUAGAGAAAAUAAAAGUCAAAAUAAUUUUAAUUAUUUUAUUCAAUGUCACAAUUCAAAACGUAAUCUACAUCGUUUACAAACAUUUGCAAAAGAAUACGAUUUGGAUCUCUAUAACCGUAAUGAUUAUGAAGUAUUAAGUUCUAAUAGUCGUGAAAAAGUUCAGAUAAUGGCACGUGAUCUUUUAGAAUUCUGUGACGAAACACAACGAAUGGAUCUUAGUCGAUUGCUACCCUAUAGUAUGCAUAAACAACAAAAUGGUGAUCCAUCAUCACCUUAUUAUGAACUAAUUGGUGUUUUGCCACCAAAAUGGAAUGAAAUAUUUUUAUAUGAACAGCGCUUACAAGAAAGAAAAUCAUCAUUUCAUCGUUCUUAUUCUCUACGUGAACAAAUACCAUCAUUUCAUUCGAAUCGAACAUUAAAUCUUUCAUUUAGUGAACAUAAAAAUAACCAGGUGACAAAACGAUCGUCACUUCAACGAUUAACGUCACUACCUGAAGCACCGGCCCCACUAGAGAAUAAUACUGGGGGAACAAUUCGAGGAACAAGAUUUCAAAUAACAAAAGCGAACGAUAUUUUAUCAACAGUUCAAGUAAAUUCUGUUUAA